UACCGUGUCAGUAUAGACCGCUAAGACAACAACACAACUGGAGUCAACGCGACAAACGCAUGACUACAAAGGACCGCUUAAUAUGGUGCUUUACACGGUGAUGGAGAACUGAAUUCAUCGACAGUGAUGAAGGAAUGCAGUUCCUUAUUUUCCUUCCCUACUCGGGGCGGAGAAGAGUGCGCUCAGAAAUGUCGCUAAGGAAACAAGUUGCAGCCCUGACGAAGACAAGUCCCCUUGCCGAAAAGUUCGCACGCCACAGACAUCCUGCAUUCAACCGCUGUUGAUCAUUUUCUAUAAUACUGCUUUCUGCCGACAGGAGUAUAUAGCGCGAUUUCCUAACGCGACAGGCAAAACUUCAAACAAUCGAAGCUGUUUUUUUUCUUUUUUUUUUUUACAAUCUAAGGACAAGUUCACGUUGUGGGUGUGAUAUACGGUGUACUUGACUGAGUAGUAGCGUAAAAUAAUUCGUGGUAAGGAGAGUGGCCAACGAUGCGCCGAUGGAUAGCGAGAGCUGAAAUACCUUAUUAUAAAUCAGCGACGUAUAACCCUGUUGCAGCAUGUCAACGAUGUCAAAAAGAAAAAAGUCGCCUCAAACGCCUUGGCAGAGCAUGCAGAUGACUUGGGCCACAGAAUUGAUUGGGAUAACGCCAAGAUAUUAGAAAAAGAAAGAAAUUUAGCGUCAAGACACCACUUGGAAUCCCUCCUAAUCCAAAUGACAGAUAGCACCCUCAACCGGAAUGACGGAACCCUCCCCUCCAUCUACACGCGCUGCUUACGUCAUAUUUUAAAGCCUUAAAAACAUUGUAUCGCACGUCCUUGAUUUCAUUGUGAACAAGGCUCCCGUCAGGGGAGCCGAAACGUCUUUUCUUGUAUUCAUUCAGUGGUCGGUGUCCUUCUUUUUACCCUUCUUCAUGAUGCUUCCCGACCAGACGGGCUUCCGUCAAAACCUCGACUUCAUAACCCUGUUGUAAUUCGAGUAUCAAGGGCGGUUGAACGAAGCAGCGUAGUUUAGGAUUCAUUCGAGAGCGCCACUGUUCCAUCAUGUUCAAAUAGAAUUAUGCAAUUCCAGUUAGUUUUUUUUUUCUUUUGAACAAGAGCUCUUUGGUUCUUCCUAGGUGACCAGUGUGCUCAACAUCGCCGGCUACAUUACUGGAUUCCACCGAAAGCCAGGAGAGAAGAUGCGGGCGAACGAAGUCCUCUACGUCAUUGAGACAUCUUUGAAUCUAAUCUCCGACGUAGCAAUGCUGCACGCGCUUUAUCGGCCACCGCGUAUUCUGAGCGUUCUUCUAGACUGGAUCUGGCUGUUUGUCAUCUGGAACGCCGGAACCACGAUCAUCUGCGUGGGCUCGCGCCUACUGGGGAGUUACAUUGAGUGCCGCAAGGCCCGUGUGGACCUCGAGUCGAUACCUUACAACCGCGAUGCUGACACACACCGGAAAAUACUGUUCAUGUCCUGCGCCUUCCAGUACGCGAUCAUAUUUAUCUUCAAGUUUACACUACUGAGCGUGGUCUACCGCUUUUACGAGGAACUCCGCGCAAAGACGACGCAGAGGAACGUCGUCCACCGAGUAGAGGCCGGUGACGCCGGCUCACAAGAUUUCACCCACAAGACGACUUGACCACCACGUCGAAAUAUAUUCCGUUUAUAUCUUUCUUUUUAACACCUAAAUUUUUGUG
Dermacentor andersoni is the source of this 1677-nucleotide messenger RNA. RefSeq lists its product as uncharacterized. The record is from RefSeq and is a predicted model, not a curated record. NCBI's taxonomy places the organism in Eukaryota, Metazoa, Arthropoda, Arachnida, Ixodida, Ixodidae.